CUGCUAGUUAGCAGCUACAUGGCCCAGCUGCCAGCCCAUACACAGAUGGACGUUGCCGUAUCGCCGCCCUUUGCCUGAGCCGAGGCAACUGCAUGGUGGAGUCGAGUUUCCCGCCGACAGUCAGCUGCUGGAAUGUGAAGUGCUACAUAACCGGAGCCCGCCUGCUUCUUCUUCUCCUCUGCCUGUCCAUCUCUCCUCCUCCAACUCCUCGAACGGACUACGCAUACAAAUCCGAAAAGAAGGUCGUCGGCUUCGAUUAAUAAAUCCCCUUUCACUCUCACCUUCACUCUCUCUCUCUUAUUCACACGAGCGUUGCGUCGUCUUUGCUCCUCGUUCCAUACACACACACGCACAUACACACACACGCACAUACACACACACACGCACAUACACACACAACAUGUCGCAGAGAGCAAUCGUUGUUGGCGGUGGACUGUCCGGCUUGAGUGCCGCGCACACCAUCUACCUGGCGGGAGGAAACGUGCUCGUUCUCGACAAGCAGGGUUUCUUUGGCGGCAACUCGACCAAGGCUACCUCGGGUAUCAACGGCGCUCUCACUCGCACGCAAGUCGACGCCGAGAUCCGUGACAGCGUAAAGCAAUUCUACGACGACACCCUGAAGUCGGCCCGCGACAAGGCGCGGCCAGAUCUGAUCAAGGUUCUGACUUACAAGUCGGCCGCCGCCAUUGAGUGGCUGCAGGACGUGUUCAAGCUCGAUCUGACCCUGGUCUCGCGGCUGGGAGGCCACUCGCAGCCCCGGACCCACCGUGGUCACGACGCAAAGUUCCCCGGUAUGGCCAUCACCUACGCUCUGAUGCAGAAGCUCGAGGAGCUCGCCGAGACAGAGCCCCAUCGUGUCAAGAUCAUCAAGAAGGCCAAGGUCACAAAGAUCAACAACGACGGUAACUUCGUCUCCGGUGUCGACUUUGAGUACGAUGGCAAGAUCCACACUGAGAACGGCCCCGUCAUCCUGGCUACCGGUGGUUACGCCGCCGACUUCACUGAGGACUCCCUCAUCAAGCUGCACCGUCCCGAGAUCUACAACCUGUCCACCACCAACGGCACCCACGCCACCGGUGACGGCCAGAAGAUGGUCAUGAAGCUCGGUGGUAACGGCAUCGACAUGGACAAGAUUCAGGUCCACCCUACCGGCCUGGUCGACCCCAAGGACCCCGAUGCGAAGACCAAGUUCUUGGCUGCUGAGGCUCUCCGUGGUGAGGGUGGUAUCCUUCUCAAUGCCACUGGCGACCGCUUCUGCGACGAGCUCGGUCAUCGUGAUUACGUCUCGGGCGAGAUGUUCAAGAACAAGUUCCCCAUCCGCCUCGUCCUCAACAGCAAGGCCUCCAACGUCCUCGACUUCCACACUCGCCACUACUCCGGUCGUGGUUUGAUGAAGAAGAUCUCCGGUAAGGAGCUGGCCAAGGAGAUCGGUUGCGGCGAUGCCCACCUCCAGAAGGUGUUCCAGAGCUACAACGACAUCGCCGACGGCAAGGCUAAGGACCCCUACGGCAAGAAGUUCUUCCACAACACCCCCUUCGACAUCAACGACACCUUCCACGUCGCCCUGAUGCAGCCCGUGCUUCACUUCACCAUGGGAGGAGUCGAGAUCAACGACAGGGCUCAGGUCCUGAACAAGGAGGGCAAGCCCUUCGAGGGUCUCUACGCCUGUGGAGAAGUCGCCGGUGGUGUCCACGGUGCCAACCGUCUCGGAGGGUCCUCUCUGCUUGGUUGCGUCGUCUACGGUCGCGUGUCCGGCGAGUCCGCCAGCGAAUACCUCUUCCAGAAGGUCCUCUCGCAGGGGGGUGCCGGCAACGCCAGCGCGCGUCUCGGUCAGAUCUCGCUACACAUUGACCCGAGCAAGCCCGGACGCGUUACCGUCGACUGGAGCGGCGCCGCCGCGUCCUCAGGCAGUCAAUCAGACAUCGAGGGCCACACCGCGACGCACCCCGUGUACAAGGCCGGAGCCGAGGGUGCCGACCCUGCCAAGGUGGCCCCUUCCAGCCCCAAGGAGUUUGUGAUCCCCACCAACGAGAUCACCAUGGAGGAGGUAGCGAAGCACAAUAAGAAGGACGACGUAUGGGUCGUCGUCAAGGAUCUCGUGCUCGACUGCACGGGCUUCCUGGAGGACCACCCCGGCGGUGUUCAGGCUAUUCUGAACUUUGCCGGACGCGACGCGACCGAGGAGUUCGCUAUGCUCCACGACGAUGAGGUCAUCCCUAAGUACGCCCCGGCCACCGUCAUCGGGAGAAUAGCGGGCUCCAACCCGAAGUUGGACUUGUAAUUCGUUUGUUACCGGUUAUUAUUUUGAUUGUCUUUCGUUCCUAGCGGUGUUUGUUUUUGUUUUUUGUUUUUUGUUUUCUUUUGGGAGUACUAAGACUGGGUUUCAUUUUUAUGACGGGACGGGACGGUAGCCGUGUGUAUGUAGGCUAUGGACGGGGGGAGGCGGAAAAUAUUGAUUACCCUUUUGGUUUUUUUCUCUUUUCAAUGCGUGAUCUGUGCUCUACGUCUACUUACGUUUACGUCUUAUUGGUCUUGAUGAGUGUCUUGAUGAGUGAUGGGUGUAUUGAUGGGUGCGGUAUUGAUGGGUGUAUAUAUAGGAUUGAUUUGUUUACACAUUUACUCUGG
Messenger RNA from Tricharina praecox, 2625 nucleotides. Its product is annotated as flavocytochrome c. Gene Ontology annotation, molecular function: FMN binding; oxidoreductase activity; heme binding. The coding region runs from base 401 to 2281 and encodes 626 amino acids. The transcript has 2 exons. Lineage: Eukaryota; Fungi; Ascomycota; Pezizomycetes; Pezizales; Pyronemataceae. The record is from RefSeq and is a predicted model, not a curated record.